GUUAUAAGAAAAAAGGAAUCUCAAAGCUCUCCAUUAAGAAUAUGUCUCCUGUCCGCAUUGGUUACGUACCCGAGCACUUUUCAACUCCUCUUUACAUUGCUAGAGACAAUGGCUUCUUUAAAGACAACAAGGUUGACGUUGAGCUUGUAUGCUGCCCAGGUGGUACUGGUGAAAUGACCCAAAAGCUUAAAGAUAAAGAGCUUGAUAUUGCCAUUGCUUUGACAGAAGGUCUAGUAGCCGGCAUCGCCAAGGGCCAAGAUUGGUACAAGAUUGUCGGUACCUAUGUCGAUGCACCACUUUGUUGGGCAAUCUCCACAGGUGCUGAAUCUAAGCACCGUUCAAUCGAUACCCUCUCCAAGUCAGACGCCGCCAUUUCUCGUAUUGGAUCUGGUUCACACAUUAUGGCCUAUGUACUUGCUGACCAGCAAGGAUGGUUGAACAACAACAACAACAAGACGGCUACAGGCGAACCGUUCGACUUUACUGUACUGAACAACUUCAAGGCCAUGCGCGAUGCGGUCAACGACCUGUCGUCUGAUUUCUUCAUGUGGGAGACCUUUACCACAAAGCCUUACCAUGAUUCCGGAGAGGUCAAGCGUAUUGGCCAGAUCACCCCUCCUUGGCCCGCGUUCCUGUUUGCGGCCCACACCGACUUGCUCGAAUCCAGCAACUCUGAUCAAAUCAAACAGGCAAUUCUGGCCAUCCAAAAGGCCACAGAGUUGUUUAUAGACCAAAAAGAAAACGAGUCAGUUGAGCGUAUCAUGAGUAUCCUAGACUACCCUGAGCAGGAUGUCCGAAGCUGGUUCAAGACUGUCCAUUAUGCUGCCGAUCCUACACUUGUCUCUCGCCAGGCUAUCCAAGUCACUGUGUCGACUUUGAUCAAGGCCGGUGUUAUCGAACGCCCUGGACCUGCUCCAGAAGAUGUGUGUGACUUGAAGGUUGCUCAUCUUGGAGACUAAUAUUAGUAGUAGUGAUGUACAAUGAUGUGAUUUGAUAUGAUGUGUUGUGCAUAUAAAAAGAGAGAGAGACAUUGGUAUAACAAGAAAAAAGACAUAUUAUAUUUGUUGGUGGUAUCAAAUAAAGAAGUUACAAAUGUUUCAAC
Messenger RNA from Phycomyces blakesleeanus NRRL 1555(-), 1102 nucleotides. RefSeq lists its product as hypothetical. Lineage: Eukaryota; Fungi; Mucoromycota; Mucoromycetes; Mucorales; Phycomycetaceae. The coding region runs from base 42 to 959 and encodes 305 amino acids. The transcript has 5 exons. The record is from RefSeq and is a predicted model, not a curated record.